GCUUCUGCGUAGUGGUUCAAGACGCCAGAACCAUGAAGUCCGUCGCGCGAGGUGAUCUAUGGCUGCUCCAGCUGGACGCCAAGGAGGACCCGGUGGCCGACCGCCACACCAGCUUCCAUCCCAGCCACAGCCGCUUUACGCAUGUGCCGACCAGCAAGUCAUUCGAGGAGUUGAGUCGCCUGCGCAAGCUCACGUCUCUGAGCUACCUGAGCGGCAAACUACGUGGCAUGUUCCACCGCGAACACCGAGACACGAUCGUGUGCGAGGAGGACGAGGAGAUCCCGGGAAGCAGCAAGCGCAAUAUUUAUGACAUCAUCCGCCGCAAUGAAGGCUCGUCGUCCACGCGCUUCGACCACUUGGCCAAGUUCAGCGACUGUAUGCCGGCCAUGCGACCCGUGGCGCUCUCACAGAGCGCGUCUAUGCCUGAGAGCCACGAGCCCAGCAAGGAGCAGCGCUGGUGCACCAACUGCUCCAAGUGUUUCCAGCGUGGUCUCAGCCGCUUUGACCAAUACUGCGGACUGGACUGCAAGACGGCACAUCGGAUGCGCCAGGUCGCGUGAAGCCACGCCCCUCACUACCUGGCCGCGCAGU
Phytophthora infestans T30-4 is the source of this 591-nucleotide messenger RNA. RefSeq lists its product as uncharacterized. The record is from RefSeq and is a predicted model, not a curated record. The transcript has a single exon. The coding region runs from base 33 to 560 and encodes 175 amino acids. NCBI's taxonomy places the organism in Eukaryota, Oomycota, Peronosporomycetes, Peronosporales, Peronosporaceae.